UCCGGUUGUACCGAGCAGACCGUGUUCCGUGCUGACGCCAAAGGCUGCGUGAACAAACAAAGAGCCAGGCGUGUAGAAAUGUGACAUCGACUCAGCGUUUCCUAUUAAAAACACCCUGUUUUCCAAAAAUGGUUUCGGUUUCAGAGGUUUUGUCAAUGUUUGAUGAUUAGACCCCCAACACACACACACCCUGGCAUCAGCUUUUAUUUUGAAGUCUGUUCAUUUCGCUCAGUUCUUUGAGGAUUUUCUACGGAAUAUCUGUUUGAGAGCCGCAUCGGUGCUGUUACUCUUUAGCCUGUGUCGGAGUUUGUUCUCUUGAUGGAGGCUCACGGCUGCUGAAGGUGAAUUUUCCGAGUGAACUACCCCAGCAUGUCGGCCGAGGAGGAGGAGAGGGGAGUAGUUCGAGUCAAAGUCAAGAAAUUUGAAGGAUUGCAGCCAGUGGAAUUCCGCUCUUUUGCUGUAGAUCCACAGAUCACAUCACUGGAGGUGCUGCAGCACAUCCUGAUACGAGCCUUUGAGCUCAAUGGGAGGCGUAAUUUUGGCAUUAGUUACCUUUCCCGGGAUCGCCUUGGUGCAGAGGUCUACCUCUCUCUCCUGUCUGAUUGGGAUUUAGAUGCUGCAUUUGUCAGUGCAGCUAAGCCUCACCUCCAGCUAAAGAUGGAAAUCAAACCUUCAGAAGACAGUCCAGUGCUUGAGGACUGGGACAUCAUAAGCCCGAAGGAUGUGAUUGGCUCGGACCAGCUACAGGGAGAGAAGAGGUCGCUAACAUCCACAGCUCUUCCCUUCACCCAGUCCCUGCUGUCCCAGGUUACUGAUGAUGUUCCUCACCCAGUCAGCCAGCUGUUUUACCAGCCAGUCUCUGCUGCGUUCAGUCAGAUGGGUCGGACACUGUCUAGGGUCCAGCAGGCAUUAAGCUGGUCAUAUGGGGAGGAGGUGAAACCAUUCAAGCCUCCACUUAGUGAUGCAGAAUUUCACAGUUAUCUGAACGGCCAGGGUCAGCUGUCACGGCCAGAAGAGCUGCGACUCCGUAUUUAUCAUGGUGGGGUUGAGCCAUCCCUGCGCAAGGUAGUGUGGCGUUACCUUUUAAAUGUGUACCCUGAUGGCCUGACAGGGCAGGAACGGAUGGAUUACAUGAAGAGAAAAACGAGAGAAUAUGACCAGCUAAAAAGUGAGUGGGCAUCCAGGGUAAGCCCAGAGGAUCUGGAGUUCAUCCGAGGAAAUGUUUUAAAAGACGUGCUUCGAACAGACCGAGCCCAUCCGUAUUACGCCGGUUCAGAGGACAGUCCACAUUUGACCGCACUGACCAACCUCCUAACCACUUUUGCCAUCACACACCCGCAGGUGUCUUAUUGUCAAGGUAUGAGUGAUAUUGCCUCUCCGAUCCUUGCGGUCAUGGACAAUGAAGCACAUGCGUUUAUUUGCUUCUGUGGUAUAAUGAAGCGCCUAGAAGGCAACUUCCGCCCUGACGGCCAACUAAUGUCUAUUAAAUUCCAACACCUUAAGUUGCUCUUGCAAUACUCAGAUCCUGAAUUUUACACCUACCUAGUCUCCAAAGGUGCUGACGACCUCUUUUUUUGUUACCGCUGGCUGCUUCUCGAGCUAAAGCGGGAGUUCGCUUUUGAUGAUGCACUUAGGAUGUUGGAGGUGACGUGGAGCUCUCUGCCUCCAGACCCACCGGAGACAGAGGUCGAGCUUCUUGGGCUACCGUUUGAAGAAGACGAGUCCCCGAAUCAUGAAGGCAGUUGCCCAAACUCAGAGAAUGAAAAGCUGGAAAAAGAACAGACAGAGCAGCGUCGGCGACACAUGCUGAGGCCGUCCCGAGAAGAGGCAGACGGGGAACGUAGUUUUAGCUUAGAUGCAGAGAGUAGGGAAGAGAAGCCAUCUAGUAGCGAGGACAAAGGAGUUUAUGGUGGGAAUUGUGUGGCGAAAACAGAAGGCUCAGCAACUCCUUUGGAGAAACAAUCCAGUUUUGGAGAAUUUAAGUACUACAGUGCACGAAACGAAGACAGUUUUGAAGCUAAAGAAAAUGAAUCAUCAGAUCCCACAAUAUCUUCAGUAAUGUUUCAAUCCACACAUUCAUUACCUCUGGCUGUCCGUCAAUCCACAGACGACAGUGAGGAUGAUCCAGGUGAGAGGCAGCCUUUGAUAAGCGAGAAAGACCAACUAUCACCUUCUCAGACUGAGAAGAAAAGCUCUCUCAGUGGGCAAACAGAUUCUCCCCUUCCUCCAACUUUACUGUCUUGGAAAAAUGGCCCUCAGUUUUCUGCAACAUCUCCUUUAAUGACCAGCUGGAGGGCAAUAUGUUCUGAUGUUCCAGGAUCAAAGUCCAUCCCCUCAGUGGGUAGUGCUGUAUCUCCUGAUAAGGUUUUGGGGAGAUUUAUGUCUUCAGCUGCUGUGUCUAAUGGAACUGGUGUGCACUCACCAUCAACCCCUACAGGGAAGUCGGCACUUUCCUCCCCAUCCAUGGGCAACAACCGCUCACUGCUGUCCUCCCCUGUGUUAUCCUUUGCUAAAUCUCCAUCACAACCAAAACCAUUCUCCAGCAACCUUUCAUCCCCAUGCAAACUUUCAGGAACUGGUGCGAAUACUCCAACUACAGGUAAACCUGACCCUGGUAGUAUUAAACCCUGUUCCCUUCCUCCUCCUCAAGAGUUUGGGAAAGGAAAUCCUUUCAUGCUGUUCUUGUGCCUCUCCAUCCUGUUGGAGCAUCGUGACCAUAUAAUUAAAAAUAGUUUAGAUUAUAAUGAGCUAGCCAUGCAUUUUGAUCGCUUGGUCCGAAAGCACAACCUUAGUCGUAUUCUUCAGCGUGCAAAGGCCCUGUUUGCUGAUUACCUCCAGAGUGAAGUGUGGGACUCUGAGGAAGGUGAUGAGGUCAGUUUAGACUCGCCAACCACAGCUGCCUCCUCACCACAAACACUCACAAAAAACAGUUUUUCUAACCUGCAGCCCUCAAUGGCCUCCUCUCCGAACUCUACAUAUAAUCUGGCCUCUACGAUUCCUUCCCCUACCACCCCUAAUGAUCUCUCUCCCUCAUCCUACAGAUGAAUUAUAAGUUGCAUUCCCAAGAGAAAGCAAGUCAUAAUCUAUUUUAGUGUUUAAGAUUAGCUUUACCAGAUUUGUUCAUUUGACAAACCAGAGCUGGAGAAGCGUUUCUUUUCUCAAUUGUUUUGCUGGUAAUACAUUUUUUUUCUUUUUUUUUGGACAGUAGGCUGAUUUUUCCUGUGUGGCCAUGGUCUUUUAAGAUUUUUUUCUAUUUGCAUGCCACCUAUUGUCUUGUAUUUUACUUCUCGCACUUUAUUCUUUUCCCAGUUUGUGCUUCAACUAUGUAAAUAAAAUCCCACAAAAGAACAGCAUGAACAUUUAAAAGCAGUGCUGGAUUGACUUACAUACGGAUUGAUUUACAAACCUGUAGAUUGUUUCCCUAAUUCAAUUAAUAUUCAUUACUGCAUCCAUUGAUGAUUAUUCUAAACCCCAUUUUUGUACAGGUAAGUAACAGUUAUUCCGGUGUAGAUUUACUUUAUUCAGAUUGAUUAGAUUGCAUUUCCUGUUUUGAGUCAGUUUUGAGUGAGUUCUUUAAUACAAGCUGGCACUCUCCAUUUUUCAUUAAUUAAAGAGGACAAAGUCUGGUUGGAAUGUGUAAUGAUCAGAUUUAUUUUUCAUGGUAUAUAUUUGCCUGUGGUUGUUCCAUACAGCAAGAUCAGUGGUAUGUUCCCCAAACAAAAGACAUCUGUAUCAUUUCUAUUCAACUUUAUUAUGCUAAAUGUACUGCUUAGGUAGAAAUAUUAUCUUAAAAAUGUCUAAUGAAACACUUUUGCCCACUCUUGUUUAAAAGUGCCUGAUUUCCUUGAACAGUUGUUUUUUACUUAUUGACCUUAAAUUAAUUUAUUAGAAUAUAUAAUGCCUGUCAAACUUUUGGAAACAGUCUUUUAUCGUUUUUAAGACACGUGCAUGUUCCUUUUGUUUCCCUGCAGCAAACAAGGUAAAUGACAAAAACACAAGAAUUGGACAGUGAAUGAUGAAUGGAGGUGAAAGCUUAAUGUUUUGGGGUUGUUUUGUAGCAGGGAAGGUUGGAGAUUUAUUCUGGGUGAAAGGAAUACUGAACCAAUAUGGCUACUGUUCUUUACUUUAAUGCCACGCAAUUCUGUCUGGGCUGCAGCAAAAGUUGGCCAUCUUUACCACACAAGACAAUGACCCAAAUUAUUUGUCCAAACGCUGUAGUGGUUAUUUAGAGAGCAGUCAACUGGAGUUCAUGGAAUGGCCUGCCCAGUCACCGCACCUAAAUCCCAUUGAACUGCUCUAGCAUGACCUGCAUCGCACGUUCAGAAAUAUCCAACUAGUGAAGAAGUUGGUCAAAGUAAAUUUUAAUAACAUUUAUAUUACCUCAUUUAUUGCAUACCAAAAAGAACAUGCAUGUGUAAUUUUUAAAACAGUAAAAGAAUGUGUUUCUAAACUUUUAACAAGCUCUAUAAUGUCUAUUAAUCCCUGUUAAAACAGCAAGUUUUUGUGAUGUUAAAAAUUAAAACAACAUAAAUCAUGUUUGGUGUUUUCAAUGUGAUACAACAAUCAACAAAGUCGAAAUGAAAACCAGAUUAAAAAACAUUGAUCCUCUUAAUUAAUUCCUUUAAUUUGUUUCAAUUUGCUAUCAAUGAUUCACUCCAUCUUGAAUAAAGCACCAAUUCCAAAAGAACCCCACAGCAUGAUGCUGCCACCAUCACAAUGGUGUUCUGUGGGUGCUAAGCUGUCUUGUUUUUGCAGCCAACAUUUCUUUUAGAUUUAUGCCCCAAAAGGUAUUGUAAUUUCUUUAUUGAAAAUGAGCAUCCCAGGUAUGUGAAUACUGAAGAUGGUUUUACCUGAUGUGUUUUUGCCUUAUAAUUUCCUACCGCCUUAUUUUGGGAGAGAGGUCUGGUUUUCUUAAUGCCACUUGUGUAACUCUUUAAUUGUCAGUGGUAUUUUAAAAGGGUGUGUACACUUGUGUAACCAAGUUAUUAAUUUUUUUGGUUUUUCCCCCAAAAAAACCUGUUUAUAUUCAUGUUCAUUACAUUUCAAUUACAAAACCUUUACAUCACAAAAUCUGUUAUUUUAACAGAGGUAUAUAAAGUUUUUAAAUAUUUAAUUUUUAUAGAAGGCAAAGUAAAUACAUCCUUAUAUCAUAUAAUUCCUCAUUCUAAAUUUGGCAUUCCAUACAUGUGUUAACACCAAUUGUAGUUUUAUUAAGUGUUGAAAUAGACAUUAUAGGCAUAGGCCGAACGACAUGUCUUUGAAAAUGCAAUCAUUGUGGGCCUUUUGUGUUUUUCUGUAUAAAAAAAAAAAGCUUUAUUGAACAUUAAAUUAUUUCCUUUGAGUGGUUUGCUGGACAGAAUGCUAGCAAUACCUGUAUUUAUACAAUAAAUUAAUCCAAGACCA
Molecule: messenger RNA, 5403 nt
Organism: Silurus meridionalis
Lineage: Eukaryota; Metazoa; Chordata; Actinopteri; Siluriformes; Siluridae
Gene: tbc1d25
Product: TBC1 domain family, member 25
Exons: 7
Coding region: 370-3045 (891 amino acids)
Biological process (GO): regulation of autophagosome maturation; activation of GTPase activity
Cellular component (GO): autophagosome
Molecular function (GO): GTPase activator activity
Source: RefSeq, a predicted model, not a curated record